AUGGAUCCAGAAGCCGCGAGAAGUGCAAGAGAAUCUUUGGACCUAGCAUUUCACAUGUCCAAUAUACUCGACACGGGUUUAGACCGCCAUGCACUGUCUAUUCUCAUUGCCCUCUGUGAUCUUGGGGUCAAUCCUGAAUCACUUGCUGCUAUUGUCAAGGAACUUAGAAAAGAGAGGCCCCCACUGUCAUCAUUGCAUCCCACACCUCCUUCUUAA
Molecule: messenger RNA, 216 nt
Organism: Lathyrus sativus (Indian pea)
Lineage: Eukaryota; Viridiplantae; Streptophyta; Magnoliopsida; Fabales; Fabaceae
Source: the annotation of a GenBank genome assembly